GACAUUCGGCGCUGUCUUCACGAGCCCUUUAAGAAGUUUUGCCACCAGUGCGAGUGAAGACUCGAGCCUUCUGAAGCUUUGUUUUGUUUUGUUUGUUUGUUUGAGUUAUUCCCCUUUUUGUUCCGCUUAUUCGCGUUAGUCUCCCACGGUAUACUCGAAACUCGCGUAAUGGCUGAGAUAUCGAAAGGGGUCAACGCCGGGAAAUUGGCUAGUAAUGUACAGAAAAGGAUAACCCGAGCACAGGAGAAGAUGAUGCAGAAGCUGGGGAAGGCUGAUGAAACCAAAGACACAGAAUUUGAGGAGGGCGUGGCUAACUUCAGCAAGCAGCUGGCAGAAGGCACUAAAUUGCAGAGAGACCUGCGAGCAUACCUGGAAGCAGUCAAAACAAUGCAAGAGUGCUCAAAGCGACUACAAGACUGCCUAGCAGACAUGUAUGAACCAGACUGGUUUGGGAAGGAGGAAAUGGACAUCAUCACUGAGGAAACAGAUGUUCUGUGGGGAGAUUUCCAUCAGAAGCUUGUGGACAGUGCACUCCUCUCAGUGGAUGCCUACAUGGCUCAGUUUCCUGAAAUUAAGGCACGCAUCGCUAAACGUAACAGGAAGCUGGUGGAUUUUGAUAGUGCCAGACAUCACUUUGCCUCUAUACAGAAAAGUAAGAAGAAGGAUGAGGCCAAAAUUGCCAAGGCAGAGGAAGAGUUGGGAAAAGCCCAAAAGGUGUUUGAAGAAAUCAGUUAUGACCUUCAAGAGGAGCUCCCGUCUUUGUGGAAAAGUCGUGUUGGUUUCUAUGUGACCACCUUUCAGAGUGUAGCCAGGCUGGAGGAGACGUUCCACAGAGAGAUGGGCAAACUGAACCACAAUCUGUGUGAUAUUAUGACCAAACUUGUGGAACAGCGACAGACUAAAAAUGCUACUAUGAAAGCUACUGAGAAGAGUAAAGUAGAAGCCAACCACAAUGUCACAGCAGAGUCUGGGUCUGACAUAACUAAACCAGCAUCUAAGACACAUGCAGACACAUCGGUGACCAAUGGCGGAUCUAAUAUUGAGCUUCCUCCAGGAGUUCUGUACAAGGUGAAAGUGAUACAUGACUAUGCAGCCACAGACAAUGAUGAGCUGGACCUCAAAGCUGGGGACAUUGUGCUUGUACUGCCCUUUGUCAGCCCUGAUGAGCAGGAUGAAGGAUGGUUGCAAGGUGUGAAAGAAUCACACUGGCUUCAAAAUAAGGACCUUACUGCUAAAGGUGUAUUCCCUGAAAAUUUCACCCAGAGGUUGUAAACAGGGUAUCUGUAUUUAUGCUCCUUCUUAACUAUUUCUGUUUCAACCAUUCAAAGCACCUUUUUUUCAUUUGCUGUCCUGUUCUUCUAGUUUGGAUAAAUAAAUACAUCCCUAGGUUUUGUUUUAAAGAAAUUAUUUCCUGCACUGUGAUAUCAUGGCUAGAGGUAGAAUGCAUUAUAAAUCGACAUCCCAUUUUAGAGUAAUCUCUGAAUGUGACAUUAGUAAACCACUUUUAAAAAAACACUUGCAAAAUAUGGUGUGUACUUCUUAACAUUUCUACUGAUCAGUUAUCAUGUGAUUAUGUAUGUAAUUGGCUAUAAGAUCGAUGGUUUCAGAGAAAUACAUCCAGAAAGAAUUGAAGAAAUAUGAGUAAUGAGUGAAAUUAAUAUUUUGUAACUUGUGACUAGUUGACUAGUACUUUUCUGCCUGAUUUGUGAUCUAGAUCCUCUUCCUACUUAUAUUUUAGGGUUCUAUUUCACUCCUUCUAACCACCAGGAGGUAGUGGUUAACAUCUGGACAUUUGCUUGUGCACAUAUACACAAACAUGCUGAGACCAUACCACAAAGUCAUGUGGUGGCCGUAUAAAAUAGCAGAGUAGAAAAUACCACUGUCAAUGGCUAUCUGUCCAUUUUAUUCUUCUUGCCUUGUACACAGGCCUGACCUUUGUGUGUCUUGGAGAUACCUACAUGACAGCUUGUGACUACCAGCAUAACACUCACUCUUUGUGGUUAGCCAUAGAGUUUAAUGCUUUACACUAUAUACACAGCUUCAGCUCUGAGUGAUUACAAGCCAUCCUGCAGGAUUCACACAUGCAACCAAUGUUUAAGCUCACUGGUGGCUGCAGAUGAACACCAACUAUGUGUCCAGUGCCUCUGCCUUCACAUUUAUCUGUGACAUAUAGGCCACGUCUGUGCUGCAGCUUCACUGGCCUCACUAUACAAUUCCCAGUGGGAUGAUUAAAUCUGACACCUUUCUGGUCAGUUCUAGGGUGAGCUGGUUCCUUGUGACAUUGUGGUAUAGGUUAUCCAGGCCUUAAACACCACACCCAGGUGAUCACACAAAACCAGAGACAAGAAGCUUUCAGGGACAUAUAGCUAUGGGGCAAGGUAUUUUAUAGGAAAAACUAUGUCAUAUGGUCAACAUGUGACUAUGUAGUAAAGUCUCAACAUGUGUGUGGAUGAAAACAAAAGGUUUCCAGGUGUUAAACACUCCUGUCAGUUAUCCAGUGUUCACAGACCCACAGUUAUAUGUGUAACUAGUGUUUUAAUGUUUGGUUUGGUUACUUUAUUGUAGUCACCAGUUAUGGGAAUAAUGUGACAAUGAUUAACAGUGCUUGUCUGUAACAAAACCAAAUUGGUUAUACUGUAUUAAAAUGGAUUGCUUUAAA
This is a messenger RNA of Pangasianodon hypophthalmus (striped catfish), 2659 nucleotides long. RefSeq names its product bridging integrator 1b (gene bin1b). Gene Ontology annotation, molecular function: phospholipid binding; tau protein binding. The transcript is spliced from 14 exons. Bases 169 to 1272 code for a protein of 367 amino acids. Gene Ontology annotation, cellular component: cytoplasm; plasma membrane; synaptic vesicle. The record is from RefSeq and is a predicted model, not a curated record. NCBI's taxonomy places the organism in Eukaryota, Metazoa, Chordata, Actinopteri, Siluriformes, Pangasiidae.